Ornithorhynchus anatinus (platypus) is the source of this 549-nucleotide messenger RNA. Its product is annotated as prostate and testis expressed protein 4-like. Lineage: Eukaryota; Metazoa; Chordata; Mammalia; Monotremata; Ornithorhynchidae. The record is from RefSeq and is a predicted model, not a curated record. The coding region runs from base 74 to 406 and encodes 110 amino acids. The transcript has 3 exons.
CCUCCCGGCGUCCCCCCCCAAAGUGGCACUCGCCGUCCCCGCCUGCUCCGCUCCAGCGCCCGACCGAGGGACGAUGACCAAGCUGCUGCUGGGCCUCUCGGCCCUCCUCUGCCUGGUGGACGGGGCCGAAGCCGUACGCUGCCAUCACUGCCUGGAGUUCAAGGAUGGGAAGUGCAUUUUGGGCCCGGGGGACUGCAGACCGAAAGCGGGGGAGUCCUGCGUGACCCAGAAAAUCGUCACCUUUGGCGCAGGUAUUAAGAAUUAUGAGAAAUUCGUCACCGGGUGUGUGAAGAACUGCCGAGAGAGGAGGUUCCCCGUCUGGCCCAACCAGCAAGCCCACAUCAGAUGUUGCAAAAACCGUGACUUCUGCAAUGACCCAAACAUUCCCUUUGCUGUGCCCCUCUGAUUCCGGCCGGCGGGGAGCUCCCUCGACUGUGCCCUCCUCCCGACCCCCCUAAAAAUCCACCCUCCCUGUCCUUUCCGGCUGCCAGCUUGCUUAAACCCUCUAAGGUCCCCCGGCCCUCCACUCCCGUUGCUUCCCGAUAAAGG